CGCCAUCGUUGCCACCACCACCACCAUUAGUAGUACAACUGCCACUACCACCACUACCACCAACAGAAAGCACCAUCACAAAUACCCCACCAUCGCCAUCAGCACCAUCUCCACCACCGGGGCCCCCGCAGCCGCCGUCGCCACCACUGCCGUCUACACACAUGUGGUGGUCAUCACCAGUUUUAACAACAUCGCACAAGAUGCUUAUCACAAGCAACGACUUACUACCCACUUUGUUAAUCGGGACUAUCUACCUUCUAACUUUGCUCGCACGUUCGGAUGCUAUACGAUGGUUGUCAUUGGCCAAGAUGCCUUCUCUGGUGAACAUCAACACAGAAGAAGCCUGUGAUACACUGGUUGGACUGGUGAAACGACAGAAAAAAAUAUGCAAAAAGAAUUUAAUAAUGAUGGAAAGUGUUAAACAGGGAGCCAUUUUGGCUAUCCAAGAAUGUCAGGAGCAGUUUAAGAGCAGACGUUGGAAUUGCAGCUCCAUCGAGUCAUUAGACACCCCUGGAAAUAUUUUGAACAAAGCAACUCGUGAGUCUGCCUUUGUGUAUGCCAUAUCGUCGGCUGCAGUUGCCCAUACCGUCACCCGAGCCUGCAGCAGCGGGAAAAUGGAACAAUGUGGCUGUGAUCGGAUCGUACAUAAAAAUGCUUCGAUAGAAAGCACUUUCAUUUGGUCUGGCUGUUCUGAUAAUAUAGCAUUUGGAUCAGCUUUCUCUCAGACUUUUGUUGAUGCAAAAGAAAGGCGAAGGAAAAUAAACGGUCGGAGUUUGAUGAAUCUUCAUAAUAAUCAAGCUGGACGAAAGGCAAUUGAGAACCAUAUGAAAAUCCAGUGUAAAUGUCACGGAGUAUCUGGAACAUGUGAAAUGCGAACUUGCUGGCGGGCGAUACGCUCGUUUCAUGAAGUUGGAGAGAUAAUAAAAGAGAAAUUUGACGGAGCCACAGAGGUUCGUAAGAAGAACAAAGGAACUAAGAAAUUAUUAGUUCCAAUGAAUCCAAAAUUCAAACCUCACACACAAGAAGAUUUAGUUUACUUGAUUGUAUCACCGGAUUUCUGUGAACCCCUCCCUAAGGUCGGUAUUCCAGGAACGCACGGCCGGUUAUGCAACUUAACUUCGAAAGCAAUUGACGGUUGUGAUCUACUGUGUUGUGGCCGUGGUUACAGAACUAUACAGAGGAUUUCCAAUGAGCGAUGCAAUUGCAAGUUUAACUGGUGCUGUGUCGUAAAAUGCUUAAUUUGUUCAGUUGUAAUACACGAAUUUUAUUGCUUAUGAAAGAAAAAAAAACAUGCAAUGGUAACUUACGCCAAUGACUUUUAAAACAUAGACAGUAGGUAUAACAGAUGGAGACUGAAAUCUGUUUCAAACCAUUUUCAUACAAUUGUAAUAUAAACACAUCAGUUUUUAUAACAUUUUAUAACAACAGCACCAAUAUAAGCUGUGACAUUUGAAUAGUUAUUUAUUUAUCGUGGAAAUUAACUGCAAAUAUAUACAGAA
Octopus bimaculoides (California two-spot octopus) is the source of this 1499-nucleotide messenger RNA. RefSeq names its product protein Wnt-4. Gene Ontology annotation, biological process: canonical Wnt signaling pathway; multicellular organism development; cell fate commitment. Gene Ontology annotation, cellular component: extracellular region. NCBI's taxonomy places the organism in Eukaryota, Metazoa, Mollusca, Cephalopoda, Octopoda, Octopodidae. The record is from RefSeq and is a predicted model, not a curated record. Gene Ontology annotation, molecular function: cytokine activity; frizzled binding.